Artibeus jamaicensis (Jamaican fruit-eating bat) is the source of this 3904-nucleotide messenger RNA. It is a transcript of the gene POLM, whose product is annotated as DNA polymerase mu. Lineage: Eukaryota; Metazoa; Chordata; Mammalia; Chiroptera; Phyllostomidae. Gene Ontology annotation, biological process: double-strand break repair via nonhomologous end joining. The record is from RefSeq and is a predicted model, not a curated record. The transcript has 10 exons. Gene Ontology annotation, molecular function: DNA binding; DNA-directed DNA polymerase activity. Bases 530 to 2065 code for a protein of 511 amino acids. Gene Ontology annotation, cellular component: nucleus.
GCGGGCCAGCUGUCCCAUCGCCGAUCAAUUGAAAACCUCGGUUGGAAGCAGCUGCGGUACCAGCACAUUUCAGGCUCCGGCGUCUGCUCAGCUGCGCCGUCCUGGGAUCCCCGCCGCCAGGUCUCUGCAGCUAGCGGUUCUGCCAGGGUCAAACGUUAGGCCCGCCCCCCGCGACCCCGCCGAGGACCGACCCCUGACUGCCCACCCGGGACCCCUUGCAGCCAGUUAGUUCUCUGGUCCCGGGGGUCCAGGAGCGGACGCGGCAUACCUGAGAGUAAUUUAAAUAGAAGUCCUCUUAAUCUAUUUGCAUAGAGGCGGGGCUUCUGGCGCCGAGCGACCAAGACACCCAAUCUCGUGGGACUUCCACCAAAGCCUUUAUUUGCAUGGGGCGGGGCCUGCCUCCGGGCGUGAAGCCCCGGGCUAUUUCCCCUGCCCCUUUCCGCGCGGCUUCUUUCCGCCUUCCUUCCACCUUCCUUCGGGCCCUGCUGCCUUCCGUCUGUCUUCGACCGGCACCGCCCGAGGCUUAGGCAUGAUGCUCCCCAGAAGGCGGCGGGCACGGGUCGAGGACACCGGCAACUUCUUCGAAGUGCACUUCCCUGGCGUAGCCAUCUACCUGGCGGAACCGCGCAUGGGCCGCAGCCGCCGGGCCUUCCUCACCCGCCUGGCACGGUCCAAGGGCUUCCACGUGCUGGACGCCUACAGCUCCGCAGUGACACAUGUGGUGAUGGAGCAGACUUCAGCUGAGGAGGCCAUCUGCUGGCAGGAGAGCAGGGCGGCCCUGGCCCCAGGCUGUGCCCGCCCAGCGCUGCUGGACAUCAGCUGGUUCACAGAGAGCAUGGCAGCCGGGCAGCCAGUCCCUGUGGAGAGCCGGCACUGCCUGGAGGAGGCUGUGCCUAGGAAGAGGCUGCCCGGCCCAGUGAGGAUGCCACCCUAUGCCUGCCAGCGCUCCACACCCCUCACACACCACAAUACCAGCCUCUGGGAGGCUCUGGAGGUGUUGGCAGAGGCAGCGGGCUUCGAGGGCAGGGAGGGCUGCCUCCUUGCCUUCUGUAGAGCGGCCUCCGUGCUAAAGGCACUGCCCUGCCAGGUCACAGCCCUGAGCCAGCUGCAGGGACUGCCCCACUUCGGAGAACAUUCCCGCAGGGUCGUCCAGGAGCUGCUGGACCGCGGAGUGUGUGAGGAGGUGGAGAGAGUCCGGCUCUCAGAAAGGUACCAGAGCAUGAAGCUCUUCACCCAGAUCUUCGGGGUUGGAGUACGGACUGCUGAUCGUUGGUACCGGGAAGGGCUGCGGACACUGGACGACAUCCAGGGGCAGGUGCAGAGACUGACUGAGCAGCAGAAAGCAGGACUCCAGCACCACCAGGACCUGUGCACGCCGGUCCAGCGGCCUGAUGCAGAGGCCCUGCAGCAGGUGGUGGAGACAGCCGUGGCACAGGCCCUUCCUGGGGCGACUGUCACGCUGGCUGGUGGCUUCCGGAGGGGGAAGUUGCAGGGCCACGACGUAGACUUGCUCAUUACCCACCCCCAGGAGGGCCAGGAGGCGGGGCUGCUGCCCAGAGUGCUAUGCUCCCUGAAGCAACAGGUGAGGGCUGCCCCUCCUGAGGGUGCUGCUGGGUCCUGCCCUCCCAGGGCUUGGACAGUACCCAUCAUGCUCCCCCCCCCGCCGCCCACCCCACAGGGCCUUGUCCUGUACCAGCAGCACCAGCUCAGCCGCAGCAGAGACCCCACCCACCUGACCCAGAGGAGUCACACCAUGGACACCUUUGAGCGGAGUUUCUGCAUUUUCCGCCUGCCAAGACCCCCAGGGGCUGCCUGGAAGGCUGUGCGUGUGGACCUGGUGGUGGCUCCCAUCAGCCAGUUCCCCUUUGCCCUGCUGGGCUGGACUGGCUCCAAGCAUUUUGAGCGGGAGCUUCGCCAAUUCAGCCGAAAGGAGAAGGGGCUAUGGCUGAACAGCCAUGGGCUGUUUGACCCUGAGCAGAAGACACUUUUCCGUGCAGCUGCAGAGGAAGACAUCUUCAGGCACCUGGGCCUUGCUUACCUUCCCCCAGAGCAGAGAAACGCCUGAGCCCCUCUGCCAGCCCUGUGACACUCUGGGAAAAGGGGCCACUCAGCCAGCCAGGCCCACGGAUGCCCCAAACCACUGUCUGCAGGCCAAAGACACUGCCCCAGCCCUCACCCUCCUGGGUGGAGCCUCCCAUGUUCACCUCGCUCCCUCGCACACGGCCCACCAGGACACAAUGAGGUGAGCCCACUGAGCAAACCAGGCUGUCUCCUGGAAGUGCUGCUGGGUGGGGCUGGCUGGUCUGCCCCAUACCUGUCGGUGAGCUGGGGCGUCAUUCGGGACUUGGGUAGAGGUUGCUCUGAGCCCGCAGAGCCGCUGAGGGGCACUGCCCCUCGGGCAGUCCGUGACCUGGGGUGCCUUUCCACUCAUUUGGAUCUCCCUUAGUUUUGCUGAUGUUUUACAGUUUUCAGAAUGUAAGUUUUGCAUCUCUGUUAAAUUUAUUCCCAAUUAUUUUAUUCUUUUGAUGUUACUUAAGUGGAAUUUUGUUCACUUUAUCUUCUGAUUGUUCACUGGUGGUGUGUAGGGAUACAGUUGAUUUUUGUAUUGUGGAAGCUUGGUGUAUGUUGUAUUAAAUAUAAUCAUCUCUUGAUGGAUUCCAUGUGACUCUGCACAUAGGGCUGUGCCCAGGUGGGCAGCGUGCAGGAGGAGGCACGUUUGUGCUCAGGCCCAAGUCUCAAGGUAGCGGCCAGCCCCUUGCUGGCCUCCUGGUAGGGGAGGGUAUGGUCACUGGGGCAGUGGGAUGGGAGGAGGGCGCAUCUGUGACUUGGUUUCCUCACAACCCCUGCCCCCAUAGCCCGUGUGCCCCAAAACUGAACGCAGAAGCCCUGGGCCUGGACCCAGCCUUGGCCUGUCUAUGUGCUAAGGUGGGCAUGCACCUGACAGCCAGCCCCUCUGAUGCUGGAGGCCUCUCAGGGGCACAAAUCUUUGAUUUCUUUUUCUUUCUAAAGAUGGUUUCAGCUGGAAGGGGCAAGCCUGGCUUGGGUGAAGGCAGGUAGGAUGGGAGAGUGGGACAGAUGUUGACAAGACCUGGACAAAGGGACCCAAGAGCAGAGAGGGGAUCCCUGCUCCCCUCUGGCCCAGGAAGCCAGGCCUCCAGCUCCCUGGUUGUCCUGGCAACACUCUGCCCUCCUUGGCCUCAGCCCUUUGUUCACACUGCCGCCUGCUUCCCUCCUGCAAGGCCACACCUCUCCCCAGGGCUGCAGCCCCCUGCUGCUCCCCUGUCCCAACUGGACUAGGGAGAUGCUGUUGGCAGCCCUUCUGAGCCCAGCUGCUGGCCACUGGCUCCCGCAGAGACUCCUCCUGUGGGUAGAGCUGGGGCACAGGGCCACAGGGCCACCACACACAGGGCCAGGGGAGGGGUCACACUCCUGAGGGAGCCCCUGUCCCGAUAUGUAGCCCCCACUCUCGGGUAAGCAGAACCACAGGAGUCACACAUGUAACACACACACACGCCCAUCCACACACAGGCAGAUACAAGUCCACAGACACACGUGCGCACACACAUCCCUUGACUCCACAUGUCUCCUCAUGGACAUGCAGGCUGAAUGAUGAGGAGAAAGCUGGCAUUAGUGCAUCGGGCCCCCUGGGAGGAGGGGUUGAUGGAGAUGGAGUCCCACACUUGGGGAGCCUUUCCCUGGUGAGCCCUCUGUACCUGCUAGCAUCCACCUCUCAGGCUCAUCGAGACCAGGACGUCUGCCCUUCCUGCCCAGCCUUGCCUGGCAACACCCCAGCCUGGGCUCGACUGAGGACUGGUGGCUAUGAGACUAUUUUAAGUCCCGCUCUCAGGCCAUCCUCCCCCAAAGGCUUUGCUACUGGCCACCUGCCGCCGCCUGUCGGGCCUGG